CCUCCAGUUUCCAGGUUCGGCCCCGGGGCGGCACCGCGACGGGCGGGGUGGCACCGCUGCGAGCGGAGCGGAGCGGAGCGCUGCCACCAUGUUGUGCGGGGGCACCUCCAAGACCCGGCCCGCCACCAGCGAGACGCAGCAGAUCGCGGACGAGGUGAAGCCUCAGCUAGAAGAGAAAGAAGGGAAAACCUUUGAUGUCUUCACUGCGGUGGAGUUCAAAACUCAGGUGGUGGCUGGAACAAACUACUUCAUCAAGGUCCAUGUUGGCAAUGAUGAGUUCAUGCACCUGCGGGUGUUCAGAAGCCUUCCUCACGAGGACAAGCCACUGAGCCUUCAUGGAUACCAGAGCAGCAAGACCAAGCAUGAUGAACUGGCCUAUUUCUAGCAAAUCUACCUUGUGCAUUUUCCUAACAAUUUCUUAUAUAUAUUUUCUGUAGGCUGCGAAAUGUUGACUCCUGUGCCAACAAAGAAAACUUUUUUUUUUAAACUUAAUGCUGGAAAGAAAAUCCAUUUUUUUUUCUUAUGCCGUUCCCUUACUGUGCAAUAUCUAAAUGAAUCACAUAGCUCUCCUUUCACCUUUUCCUAAUGCAAACCUGAGUAACUGCACUGAUUGUGGUGUAGCUUAAUACUGUGGUGUGCUUGCAGUCUUCCCUGAUCUGGAAACUGCAGGGGGGUGACACCAGCACUCAAGUAUUUGCAGCAAAGAGCAAGAGGAAAACCUGAAUCUUUAUGUGCUGUUUUGCAGCUGUGAGUAUAUCUGUAGAUUUAAAUUGUAUUAUGUUUUUUAUUGGCAAAGACCUGAAGCAAGAGAGGCGGAGUGCAGUCUUUUGUAAGAAACAUUCCCUUGGUAGUCAUGCUUAUCCUCUUGCCAGCAGUGGGAUGUAAUGUCCAGUAGAGGAUGUACGAGUUUUGUUUUGUUUAAUUGCUUACUUUCUGAGUGCUGUGGAAAAAUACUGGAAAGGAAUUUCAGCAGGACAAGCAUUUCUGCAUUUUUGACAAUAAAUAUUUAUCUCAAAUUUA
Molecule: messenger RNA, 1020 nt
Organism: Numida meleagris (helmeted guineafowl)
Lineage: Eukaryota; Metazoa; Chordata; Aves; Galliformes; Numididae
Product: cystatin-B-like
Exons: 3
Coding region: 89-385 (98 amino acids)
Cellular component (GO): cytosol
Molecular function (GO): cysteine-type endopeptidase inhibitor activity
Source: RefSeq, a predicted model, not a curated record